Messenger RNA from Microplitis mediator, 569 nucleotides. RefSeq lists its product as uncharacterized. The transcript has 3 exons. Bases 84 to 446 code for a protein of 120 amino acids. The record is from RefSeq and is a predicted model, not a curated record. Lineage: Eukaryota; Metazoa; Arthropoda; Insecta; Hymenoptera; Braconidae.
GUGUGCGGGCGUUCAGUGUGAAAGCGAUUAGCGAAGAGCAAACUGCUUCGUGACGAAACAAAGGAAAAAAAAAAAAAAUCAAGAUGUACAUGACUGAACGGCAGUAUGCGGGCUACUCAACCUGGUUCCAGAGCAUGAGGAGCCGGUGUCGUUUUGAUCAAUUAGUUAGGAUCGGGGUUAUAGUGGAGGCGUUCACACGCCCGAUUAGCCCCCUCGUGGGGUUGGAGCUCCUCAGGCAGCUGAGGAGAAUGGUGAAGGUGCUACCCCCGGAGCUGGAGAUCGUCGAGGGGCAAUUUGGCAUAACCUGGUUUUUUGUGGGGCCUCGAAUUCCAGUAGAGGCCAUCAACAUCCAGGAUGUGCAGGUGCUUGCCACCUGUAUGAUGGAAACAGCGGAUGAUAUGAUCAGAUCCGCAACUGGAUUGGCCAGGGACAACGAGGGAGAGUAGUACUCGGUCGGUGGUCCAGCCCGUGUUUGGAGAUGCUCCAAAAUCAGAUGUUAAAAAAAAAAUAUAUGUUAUAACAAAAAAAAAUUAAUUCUGGAGGAAAAAAAAAAAUAAAGCAAAAUUUUU